CAUGCGCAGCAGCGGGGCAGCUCGGUCAGCGACUCCCAUCAGUAGCAGGACUUUAUUCAGCUCAGCGCGUUUUUUCCCACAGAAACUGAUAAACAGGAGAGAAAUGGGGAACUGCCAGCCAACGAUUGUUCCAUAUGAGGACUUUGAUGUUGUGGCUGAUAUCAAGGCCAUCCGUAAGGCCUGCAAAGGCUUUGGAACUGAUGAGCAAGCCAUCAUCGACAUCCUGGCUAACCGCUCAGCAGCUCAGCGAAUGGAGAUAAAGCAGGCUUACUUUGAAAAGUAUGAUGAUGAGUUGGUGGAGGUGCUGAAGAGCGAGCUGUCUGGAAACUUUGAGAACGCCAUCCUGGCCAUGCUGGAUCCACCACAUGUGUUUGCCGUCAAGGAGCUUCGCAAAGCCAUGAAGGGAGCCGGCACUGAUGAGGACGUGCUGGUGGAGAUCCUCUGCACUGCUACUAAUGCUGAGAUUGCUACUUACAAGGAAACCUACUUACAAGUGCAUGACAGGGAUCUGGAGUCGGACAUUGCCGGAGACACCAGUGGGCAUGUGCAGAGGCUGCUGACCAUGCUGCUUCAGGGCAACCGAGACGAGAGCUAUGAGGUUGACGAUGAUCUGGCCGAACAGGACGCUACAGCGCUGAUUGAGGCCGGAGAGGCUCGCUUCGGCACAGAUGAGUCUACAUUCAGCUACAUUCUGGCCUCCAGGAACUACCUGCAGCUACAGGCCAUGUUCAAAGCCUACGAAGCCAUUUCUGGGACGGAGAUCUUGGAUGCCAUUGAGAACGAAACUUCAGGAACCCUGAAAGACUGUUACACCGCUCUGGUGAGAUGUGCUAAGCAGCCCCAGCUGUACUUCGCCCGCCGGCUCAAUGCAGCCAUGAAGGGAGCAGGAACUGAUGAGGAGACGCUCAUCCGCAUCAUCGUGUGCCGUUCUGAGAUCGACCUGGAGACCAUUAAGGACAUGUACCUUGAGAAGUACGACGUGCCUCUGAAGGAAGCCAUCAGUUCUGAAUGCGGCGGCGACUUCAAGCGCCUGCUAGUGGCCAUCUGUCACUAAGACAGGCAGACAAAGACCAGCCGAGGCCCCUGCACUGUUUUUGAUAUACAGGAUAAACUAACACUACUUACAGUGGGUUCUAUUGCACAAAUACACACAUCUGACAGCUGGAAAAGAAACUGAGAGAGGAGCUGUAGAUUCAACACUAUAUAUGAAGGGGGUAUUUAGAGAAAAUGCAGUUGAAUAUGUUGUGUGCUUUAUACGUAUGUGACUAGUCUGAUUAAUAUAAGCCCUAUAGCCCAGUGGAGCUCUACGCAAUGCAUUGUAAUCUGUGUCUCGUAAGCAGUUUAGUGUCCUAUCUGGUACAGUUCACUGUUCUGUGGCCAGACUCAGCAUUCUGUGGUUCAAAAUUGGUAAAUGAGGUCUUGUGCUUGCCUGGGCUCGGCCUAGCAGGUCCACGUGCUGUUUAUUAGCCACGUACAUUUAACAGAAUUAAAACACUCCUACAGCAUAAGAGAGCUCUUAUCAUGGAAAAUGAAUAAGUGCGGAGUGAAAGUGAGGUCACAUAUUAACCAGCAGAAUGCAAAAAAAAAGUAAAGCGAGUAGAUGUGGAAAGUUGAUAGAUAACCAAAGCAGUGCUCAUAAAAUACCCUAAUGCCAGUAUUGUUGUUGUUUUAGUACUUUCUACAUUACCUACAUUUAUUUUAUUAUUAUUAUUUUUAUUUUUUGGAAAGGUUGUGCCUAAAGCAUCUCCCUGAAUCUUCACCACGUUCUAUUGACUGUUACACAAACAUGCUGUGCACUUUUAUUUAAAAGAAAUUACAGAAUUCAGUGAAUUGUGAAGGAAGACUUUAUGAAGGAUACAAGAUAACUCAAUUAAAGGAGCAAUAUGUACUAAAUGCCUAAAAGUCUCAUUUCUAAACACUGCAGAUUGAGUUGUUUAGCCUGCUUCUUCCUCCCCAGAUGCAAAACUAAUUUUUUGACGUCACAUCUCCUUUGUAACUGAUGAAAAUGACAGUUCUCAUUAGCAUGCUGUAGCCAGCACUGGUCUGGAUGACUUGAUUUAUAUCAAAUGCUCGCCGAUUUAAUAAUAUAGCUGCAUGUGGACAAUUAAGUAUUAGUGCAAGCAUUUGAAUUAGGGCUCUUCAUAUUUUUAUUGUUAUUGCAAUAUGAGUUUUUAUCAUAAACACAUCAUAAGACCAUCAUAAACCAUGUUCAGCCAAAAAAGGAAGCUUUUUACAUUGCAAACUGUGUUCAUGUGACACAACUGGGCUGGAGGUAGAGCGAGGCAGAGCAAGGUGGAGUGAGGUAAAGUGGAGUGAGGUAAAGUG
Astyanax mexicanus (Mexican tetra) is the source of this 2325-nucleotide messenger RNA. RefSeq names its product annexin A13 (gene anxa13). The record is from RefSeq and is a predicted model, not a curated record. The transcript is spliced from 11 exons. The coding region runs from base 2 to 1054 and encodes 350 amino acids. Gene Ontology annotation, cellular component: cytoplasm. Gene Ontology annotation, molecular function: calcium ion binding; calcium-dependent phospholipid binding. Lineage: Eukaryota; Metazoa; Chordata; Actinopteri; Characiformes; Acestrorhamphidae.